Dovyalis caffra is the source of this 324-nucleotide messenger RNA. The record is from the annotation of a GenBank genome assembly. NCBI's taxonomy places the organism in Eukaryota, Viridiplantae, Streptophyta, Magnoliopsida, Malpighiales, Salicaceae.
AUGGCGAGUGGUACUGUUGCCGAAUCAGAAAUAGAAGAAGAAGAAGAAAUAAAGUUGGGAUCUUAUGAUGGGAAGGUGAGAGUGCUAAGGGAAGAUGAAGACGCAGCUGCAGGGGAAAUCAUGUUCUGGCGGGGUAUCCACCGGAUACCCAUUUUGAAAGCCAUACUGUUGUACAAACAAGAUUUACUUCAUUCUUCUUUUAAUGCUCAUAAGAAUGCUGUUGUUUUGUGCAAUUUAUUAUCUAAAGGACAAGGCGAUGUGCCGACUGUAAUUGGGCCUUGGAACCGGACACGUAGCUGCUGCCGAGAACCCGAGCGGCGGUGA